Messenger RNA from Linum tenue, 3636 nucleotides. The record is from the annotation of a GenBank genome assembly. NCBI's taxonomy places the organism in Eukaryota, Viridiplantae, Streptophyta, Magnoliopsida, Malpighiales, Linaceae.
ACCCCCCAAACGCUCUCCUUUCUCUACUUCCCCGCUUUUCUUCUUCCUCCGGCCCUGGUUGCUGCUGCUUCUGAGAGAUCACUCAUGGCGUCUUCCGCUCUCGCUCCUCCUACUCCUCCUCGCUCAGGGAGUUGUGGUGAAGAUCAGAGCAUGCUGUGUACUGCCGCUUUUGGGACUUCCUGUGGAGCGGGUUUUGAUGUCCCAACUACCCAUUUAGAAACGCAAUACAAGAAAAGAAGAAUAUCGAUUGACAGGGGCUUGAGAGAGGCAGAAGCUUCGCUGCCCAUUUUAACCGCAUCAGACUAUUACAUUGAGCCUUGCUUGGCUGAUUUGGCCGCCAGGGAAGUUGCAGAUCCUGGUUAUUGCGGUCGAGUAUCAAAUUUCACGGUUGGGAGGUUUGGUUAUGGUUGUGUCAAGUUUCUGGGAAAAACUGAUGUUAGGUUGUUGGAAGUUGAUCCCAUUGUAAAGUUGUACAGACAUGAAAUUGUUGUAUAUGGGGAUGAAAGUGUCAAGCCUGCAGUUGGUCUGGGGCUCAACAAGCCUGCUGAAGUAACUCUGAAUUUGAAGAUAAGACCUUUAAACCCAAAUAAAGAGCAGCUCCUAGAUCUUGUGGAGAAAUUGAGAAAGAGCAUGGAGAGGCAAGGAGCUCGCUUUAUUUCGUUUGACCCCAAGAGUGGUGACUGGAGGUUUUCAGUCCAACAUUUUAGUCGUUUUGGAUUGACUGAAGAUGAUGAAGAAGACAUCACAAUGGAUGAUGUUGAGGAAGUUCACGAUCCUUCCAGGAUGAAUAAUGAUGCAGAGAUUCCGGAGGAGACUGGGGAAGCCGAAGAAGAAAUUGAGCCUAUGCUUUAUCAUUCUCUUCCAGCACAUCUUGGCCUUGACCCUAGAAAGAUGAAAGAGAUGAAGAUGUUAAUGUUUCCAUCUGAGGAUGAGGAUGGGGUAGAAGAUUUGAAUGAUCUCUCUUAUCCCAAGUCGUCCAGAAGUAAAGAACACAUGAAGCGUUCGUUGCUGAAUGCCUCGCAGAGGACAAGUCACAGAUCUAGUCCGCCUGCAGUUAGGAAAACUCCAUUGGCUUUGCUCGAGUACAAUCCCGCUGGUGUUGACUCUACUUCUCCUGGAAAUAUAUUGAUGGCCCAACAAAAGAUAGCAUUGCCUUUAAAACCAAUUAGAGGUGAAGGCUUCAAGAUCAACCUGGACCGCCAGACACCUGUAACUGGAAGCCAUUCUCGCAACAUAGUUGACGCUGGUUUAUUCAUGGGCAAAUCAUUCCGUGUCGGAUGGGGCCCAAAUGGUGUUCUUCUUCAUUCUGGUGCUCCUGUAAGUAGUAAGAGCUCUGAAAGAUGGUUAUCGUCUGUCAUAAAUGUCGAGAAAGUUAGCAUUGACAAAGUGGUUAGGGAUGAAAAUGAUAAAACCAGAAAGGAACUUGUUGACUGUGCUUUUGAUGCCCCUUUGAAUCUUCACAAAUCGUUAAGUCAUGAUAUAAAACAAGUUCAUGUAGGGUCAUUUACACUGAAACUUCAGAAGGUGAUCAUUAAUCGGCUGGCUCUUGCUGAAAUUUGUCGGAGUUAUAUAGAUAUAAUUGAGGGACAGCUGGAGGUUCCUGGAUUGUCUUCAUCCUCACGUCUGGUUUUGAUGCACCAAGUCCUGAUCUGGGAAUUGGUGAAAGUUCUUUUCUCUGAAAGGGAAAAUGGUGGGCGACCAAAUCCUUUGGGUGCUGACAAUGAGGAAGACAUGAUGCCAGAUGUUAAAGAAGGGUCUCCAGAAAUUGACGAGGAAGCACUUCCUCUUAUUAGGAGAGCAGAGUUCAGUUGUUGGUUGCAAGAAAGUGUAUGUCAUCGUGUUCAAGAGGAUGUGAGCUCCUUGGACGAAUCAAGUUAUCUAGAACACAUCUUCAUACUCCUUACUGGGAGACAGCUUGAUGCAGCAGUCGAAAUGGCUGUUUCCAGAGGAGAUGUCAGAUUGGCGUGUUUGCUUAGUCAGGCUGGUGGAUCAACUGUUAAUCGUACUGAUGUUGCACGACAACUUGAUAUUUGGAGGACCAAUGGACUAGAUUUCAAUUUUGUCGAGAAGGAGAGGACAAGGAUCUAUGAGUUGCUUUCUGGUAAUAUUCACAAUGCUUUGCAGGGUGUUCAAAUUGACUGGAAACGAUUCUUAGGGUUGCUGAUGUGGUAUUGCCUAUCGCCUGACACACCAUUGCCUGCUAUUUUCAAAAAUUACGAACUCCUCCUUGGUGAAGGUAAAGCUCCAUAUCCUCUUCCAAUUUAUCUAGACGAAGGACCGGUUAAUGAGGAAAUGGAGGCUACAGAAAAGAACUUUGAUCUCACAUACUAUCUCAUGCUUCUUCAUGCCAAUGCGGAGGGUAAAUUUGGCUCUCUGAAGACCAUGUUCAGUACUUCUUCAUCAACAUAUGAUCCGCUAGACUACCAUAUGAUUUGGCAUCAAAGAGCAGUGCUGGAAGCAGUUGGUGUCUUUACUUCUAAUGAUCUUCAAGUGCUUGACAUGGGAAUUGUUUCCCAGUUAUUAUGCACUGGACAAUGUCAUUGGGCGAUCUAUGUGGUGCUUCACAUGCCACAAUGUGAUGAUUAUCCUUAUCUCCAUGCUACUGUAAUUCGGGAAAUUUUGUUUCAGUAUUGUGAAACUUGGAGUUCAAACGAAUCACAAUACCAGUUCAUUCAGAACCUUGAAAUUCCAUCAGAGUGGCUUCAUGAAGCUAUGGCAGUAUAUUUUAAUUACCAAGGGGAUCUAUCAAAGGCUCUUGAGCACUUCCUUGAAUGUGCACACUGGCAGAAGGCUCAUUCUAUUUUUACAUCUUCAGUCGCUCAUACACUGUUUUUGUCUGGCGAGCAUUCAGAAGUUUGGAGGCUUGCUACUCAAAUGGAGGAACAAAAAUCUGAAAUUGAAAACUGGGACUUGGGAGCUGGAAUCUAUAUUUCCUUCUUGCAGCUUAAAAGUUCAUUCCGAGAGGACAACGAUACUAUGAACGAACAGGAUUCUCUUGAGAGCAGGAAUUCUGAAUGCAGAGGCUUCCUUAGUCAGCUUAAUGAAUCUCUAGAGACUUUGGGUGAUAGAUUGCCAACCGAUGCAAGGAUUGCGUACUCAAAGAUGGCUGAGGAAAUAUCUGAGUUGCUGCUAUCAAUAAGUAGUUGGGGAGAAUCACGGGAUGCCCAGUUGAGCUGCUUUGAGACUGUUCUUACAGCUCCCGUCCCUGAAGAUCUUUGCUCGAACCAUCUGCAAGAUGCUGUGUCGCUCUUUACGUGUUAUCUCUCGGAGAUGGCCACUCAACCCAUCUAGGCUCCAAGCUUUGAGAUUCUAGCGUCUUGAUGGCCACGCAAUCCGUCUAGGCUCGAAGCUUUGAGAUUCUAGCGUCUCACCAGGUUUCCUUCGUAUGUGUGCCAGGAGUUGGGACUUCACGAUAUGAUCUUCAUUCCUUGAUUAGCAAGUUUGCAGCUUUUUUCUUGAAUGAGCAAGCUCAUGUUGUCGUAACUCAAAUUAUUAACAUCCAAACCUUGUUUGAUUGUGAAAGAAGAGGAAAUGUUACUUGACAGGAGGCUACGAAAAUAGGAACGAAAUUUUGUGAACAAGAGAAAGCUGAACAUCAAAAUUGGAUUAGAUAUAGCAUACAACAUAUAUUUGGCA